Cyphellophora attinorum is the source of this 1242-nucleotide messenger RNA. RefSeq lists its product as uncharacterized. Lineage: Eukaryota; Fungi; Ascomycota; Eurotiomycetes; Chaetothyriales; Cyphellophoraceae. The coding region runs from base 1 to 1242 and encodes 413 amino acids. The transcript has a single exon. The record is from RefSeq and is a predicted model, not a curated record.
AUGACGGAUGCUGCUGUUAAGAAUGCAGUACUUGCCAUCAGUACUCUGUUUGAACAUCCGCUACUCAAUGCAUACCAUCCUCCACCAGUAGGUAUUGUCUACACUGACAAGCAGCGCAUAGGCCUAAAUUGGUACGCUAAGGCGGUAUCAAGUGUCUUUACAAGAAUCAGCAUAGACGAUGAGCUCAAGCAGAUUGAAACCGCGCUGUUGACAUGUCUGCUGUUUACGAGCGUCGAAGUCCAACAGGUGAACAUCGGAAGCACGGUAGCGUUGCUUGAGAAGGGUUUGAGACUCGUCGCUCGGUACAAGGAAGUGCAAGAAGGGUCUCCCUCCAAGCCUGCUAUAUGGGUACUGGAUUUGGUAAUUCCAGCAUUGUGUCGUCAGACGAUUGUCUUCGGCAUUUUUGGCUAUGCUCUCAGUCAGGAGGCCUUCACCAUCCUGGAUGCGUUGGUACCAACCGGCCCUACAACUAUCUUGUCUCUAGACGACGUACGCAACGACCUCUAUGCUAUUCUCGUGAGGAUCUUCAACUGGAUACAGCGUGUGACUGCCGCUAGACCUGGUUCUGAAGCCGUGCGACUCUUUCUGCAAAGGGAACGAGAUCACAUGCUUGACUGGCUACGGUCAUGGGCGGAGCGCACCCAAAGCUUUAUGGAAACAAUCGAUAACGGACAGCAUCACGGUGCCGCCGAAGUGUACAGCGUCCUCUGCUGCUACGAGCGAGUAGCAUACCUGUGGCUGUCCCGCAGCCUACAUGGCCACAUGUACAAUGACGCUGAAGAGCAGCACAGCUACAUGAGCAUACUCUCCUAUUCCGAAGAAGCACUCAAACACGGUUCAUCACAAUCAUCCCCAUCCGGGGCCUCAGUCACACCAUUCAUGCUAGAGCUGGGCGUCAUGCCAGCGCUUGUCUUUGUAGGCUGGCAGUGCAGGGACAUUGGCAUCUGCCGACAAGCAGUCAAGUUGAUGCGAAGGUGCCCCGCGCAGGAGAAUCUGCUCGUCACGGAGCUUCAGGUCGAUCUCAUUCAGCGGCUCAUCGCGGUCGAGGAGAUGCGGUCUGCGGAGACCCUCUUGCACGUUCACGGACAGCAGGAAGGAGAACUUGUUCAAGUGCCAAUUGUAGAUCGCUCACUAGGGCUACCGCGGCCGGGUCCGCCGAUCCUCGAGGAUGAAGGCUGGCGCUACGGGACGGAUCUUUUCGCUCGCAAUAGUUCACAUCGCUGUGCGAGGCACAACAAGUAA